Cuscuta campestris is the source of this 1651-nucleotide messenger RNA. Lineage: Eukaryota; Viridiplantae; Streptophyta; Magnoliopsida; Solanales; Convolvulaceae. The record is from the annotation of a GenBank genome assembly.
UCUUAGAAGAGGAACAACCAGUGGAAGAGUGAGCAGAUUUUUUCUAUUCAAGACAAACACCACUACAACAAUUACGGUGACCGGUAAAUAGAAAGCCAUCAAAGAGUAUAUUUCUUACCUGAACAUAGAUUAUGCAGAGUGAGAAACUUGUAUGUAUGUAGCCGAUACGAAUCGAUAAACCUCAAUCUGCACAUGUUUUAAACCAUGGAAGCUCAAUUGAAAAACAUGGAGAACAGAUUCGCAGGAAUCGAUGAACGGAUCAACGCACAAGAUCUGAAGCUUGAUCAGAUCAUGAUGAUCUUGAAGAAGAUGGAAACACAUUCAGGAAAGGAGAAAGAAAGCAAUACGACAUCAGUUGGGGACAGAAUCCAAUCAAAUGGCAGAUUACUCAAUUUCAACCCUAAACUGGAGUUUCCAAGGUUCGAUGGAAGCAAUACGAGGAAUUGGAUAAAAAAGGCAGGUAAAUAUUUUAAUCUCUGUAAAAUACCAGAGGAGCAGUGGGUGGAUAUAGCCAGUUUGUAUAUGAUUGACAAGGCUGAAAAUUGGAUGUCAAGCUAUCUGUCGUUUAGAAAGUUUGUGUCAUGGCAUGAGUUCAUCAUAGACUUGAGUGCAAGGUUCAGAGAUGAUAAGGGGCAUAAUGUAGUGGAGCAAUUCAAAAAACUCGAACAGAAAGGAUCAUUAGAAGAUUAUAUCGAUGAAUUUGAGGACUUAAGAUCUGUGUUGGUACAAAACAACCACUAUCUGCCUGACUCGUACAUUUUAGACUGUUUUAUUGGAGGAUUGAAGGCAAGCAUUAGGCUAUAUGUUAAAGCCUUUAAGCCUAACUGUUUAGCUCAGGCCAUUGAAUAUGCUAGGCUCAGGGAAGAGUCAUUGGAGGUGGAGCAUGCUCGAUAUACCAAGUUCCAGAAACCUCCUCCCUAUAAUUCUUCUAAGCCUCCCCUUCUGCCAACUCCGCAAACCAAGGCUGCCAAUUUCCCACCCAACAAGGGCUUCAAAUAUAUACCUGCAGAUGUAAGGGCAGAAAAGAUAGCCAAGGGGCUGUGCUAUUACUGUGAUAAGCCCUUUGAGAAGGGCCAUAAGUGCAGUUUCAGGGAACAGUUGUUUACAGUGGAGAUACCUGCAGAAGUAGAUCUCACAGAAGCCUGGGAGGAAGAAGUGGACCAACUUGAUUCCAUCAUAGCUACUGAAGGAAAUGAUGCUUGUUUAUUUGUACAAGCACUGACAGGGGGGCACAGCUAUCAGACUAUGAGGCUGAAGCCAUUUAGGGGUACCCUCCCUACUGCCGUACACAUUCCAGAGUGGUUCCAGGGGCAAGUUGUUGGCACUCAUCCUAGGCCAGCGGCAAUCAUUGACAGGAGGAUUCAGAAGGUUCAAAAUAAAGCCCAAGUACAGUAUUUGGUUCAAUGGGAAGGUUAUAGCAACCUGGAGGCUACGUGGGAACCAGCUGAAGAUUUCAAGGCCGCCUAUCCAGAUUUUCAGACUUGAGGACAAGUCUUCACAAGGGGGAAGCAAUGUUACAGCUGGUUUAUAAAUGGAGACAACUGUCAAUGACGUGGCACCCUUAGUCGUUACGUUUGUUAUCCAAGUUUGUUACGUUCGUUAUAGAUGGUUAGGGCGGUGGGUUGUAUAUAAAUACAAGGUGGAUGUACGU